AUGAAGGUGACAUUUCCCCUCCUUCUAUGCUCACUGUUCUUGAGAUGGGCGAUAGCAGAGAGCCCAGACAUCAACUGUAUCGAUGGUAUCCGGACAGCCAUCGCCGGGAUUUCGUUCGAUGGGACUGAUCCUGAAGACUAUUGGGGAAAUAUCUGCACCAACAACCUGAGUGUAACGUCGAUGUGGGCGUCUACAAAGGUGUACUGUACUGACCGUGAGCGUGUCGCUGGUGAAGAGAUGCUCUCGGGGUACUGCACAGAAUAUGGAUUUGUCACCCUCACUCCAUACAACGAUAUACUGCCCAUUCUUACCGAUCAAUAUAUCAACACCCUACCACUUGUGGAAUUUGAUGAUGUCGGCGCCGCCGUUAUAUGGAACCACUCUGUCCUCCUGUCCAAAGAGCUGUUUACAGCUUCGAAAAGAACAGUUAGCGUCUUUACACUAAGUUAUCUGCUUGAUUCGAGAUACGGAUGGGGAGUAUACGGAUUCUGGGGAAUUCUGCUCGUAGUGGGCAUGGCCAAUCGAUUUAUAUCUCACAUCUUCACUUCACGACGGGUGUCGACUCCAGUUGAUGUUGAAGGUCAUGAAGCGUCACCCAUUUCGAAGUCAUCCUCCGGACCUUUCGCCUCUGUCUACCACUGGUUACAAACCAACUUGAUUGUUCCAGCUGCAUUUGGAACCCACCACCAACGCCUCUACUACUGGUGCACUAUACCCACCCGUAUGGAGACCUUGGUGGUGGCAGCAUUCUGGGUUCUCAACGUGAUCCUAUGUGCUGUGACAUAUGAUAUUUUCUGGCCCAACCUCUACUACACGAAUGCGUCACAGUAUUGGCGCUAUAUUGCGGACCGGACUGGCAUAAUCAGCUAUGCCAAUCUACCGAUUCUAUGGAUGUUUUCAGGCAGGAACAACAUCUUCCUCUGGCUCACUGGGUGGAGUUUUUCGACCUUCAAUAUCUUCCAUCGCCACGUUGCACGAAUCGCUACCGUCCAAGCCAUUAUCCACUCGAUCUGUUAUUCGGCUCUUGAGGCCGAUUAUUACGCUGAAUCCUGGAAAGAGCAAUACUGGUACAUGGGCGCCUUGGCAACCAUUACCAUGAGUCUAUUACUGGUUUUCUCAUCGGUGUGGCUCAGGAAACGCUUCUACGAACUCUUCCUUCUGAUCCACAUUGCUUUAUCAAUAGUCACCAUCAUUGGGCUGUUCUACCACACCAAGAUUUUCGAUGGAGAAUACGAUCCAUACCUAUGGCCACUUGUGGCUAUCUGGGUAUUCGACCGUGUCGCCCGUUUCGUUCGUCUUGCCUAUUGCAAUCUUCAUCUGAAGUUAUCCGACAGAGUAAUCGGGACGAAAACGCACGCCCAUUAUGACCAGGCAUCCAACCUAAUACGAUUGGAAGUAACCCCAGGGACGAAAAUCCUGGAAGCAAGAGCAGGUCAACACUACUAUUUAUACCAACCCCUGAAGUGGAAGGGUUGGGAGAACCAUCCGUUCACUCUCGCUGGGUGGAAAAGCAGUGAUCAUCCUGCCUAUAGCACAAAUCCAGCUCUACCGCAAGACGUGUCGUCCUCUACCUCAUAUGAUCUCAAGAAAGGAAAAGACAAGGAGAUCCAGGUUGCAGCGAUGGACACACCAAGUUCAUCAAGUGGACCUUCCUCUGAAGAUGCAUCCAUUGCAUCUAUCCAUGGGCAGCCUGCCACAGAACAACAACUCAUUCAUAAAUCCACAACAUCGUCCAAAGAUACACUGUUGUUCUUCGUCCGUCCAUACAGCAGCUGGACUCUGCGCUUGCGAGACCAAUGCAUUAAAUCGCCCUCAUCAACAGUGGAAACUCAUGUCCUCCUCGAAGGACCUUAUGGCGAGCAUAGCCCGGUGCAUAGCUAUGAAAAUGUAGUGUUCAUUGUAGGUGGCAGCGGCAUCAGCGGUGCUAUCCCUUACCUCCAAGAAUUCGUGCUAGCAACGAAUUUAUACCAAAGUCAAACACCCUCAGACGGAGAAACAAUUGAGGAGCGCAAAACCCACACUCGCACCAAGCGUAUCUUGCUUAUCUGGGCAACCAAGCAAUCCGCCAUGGUCCGCUCCCUUUGUGACACAGAGCUUAAGCCAUUCCUCAACCACGCAGGCAUCGAAACACAUUUCUACGUCACGUCUCGACGUGAGUCUGUUGCAACCAUCGAGCGAGAUAACACAGAGAAGCACCAUGGGCUAGACAGUGGUGUCAGUCCAGACAUCGCGUACGGUCGACCUGAUAUUCGAGGAAAGGUGCUCGGCUUCAUUAAGGAUGUUGAUUCUGCGGGUAAGGCAGGUGGACGAGUUGCGAUUCUCACGUGUGGCCCGGCCGGGAUGGCGGACGAGGCGAGAGCGGCGGUCCAUACGGCGAUGAAGCAAGGUAGAAGAGGGGUGGGAUAUUUCGAGGAGGCCUUUGGGUAA
Molecule: messenger RNA, 2427 nt
Organism: Exophiala bonariae
Lineage: Eukaryota; Fungi; Ascomycota; Eurotiomycetes; Chaetothyriales; Herpotrichiellaceae
Exons: 7
Coding region: 1-2427 (808 amino acids)
Biological process (GO): copper ion import; intracellular iron ion homeostasis; iron ion transport
Cellular component (GO): plasma membrane
Molecular function (GO): ferric-chelate reductase activity
Source: RefSeq, a predicted model, not a curated record